AUGCUCCCCACGCCCUGCACCUCGCACGUCUCCUUCGACACCAUCUACGAACCCUCCGAAGACUCGUACCUCUUCCUGGACACGCUCUCAUCGACCUCUGAAUCAACAUGGCUGAAAGAACGAUUCAACGCCUCUACCAGCUCCUCCUCCGACCCCUCCACUAACCCCUCCCCCACGACAUCCUCCCCCUCCGCCUCCCCCCUCAUCAUCGAAGUCGGCACCGGCUCCGGCGUCGUCCUCGGCUUCGUCGCAGGCAACUCCCACGAGAUCCUCGGCCGUCGCGACAUCCUCACCCUGGGGAUAGACGUAAACCGCAACGCCUGUCUCGCCACGAAAGAAACAGUGCAGAAAGCGAUUCAAGAGCGCCAGGCCGAUCCUCUACCCAAUGCAGACCCCUCCAACCCGGCCCCGAACCAACGAACCAAAACAAUCUACACCUCCUCCAUAACAUCCGACCUCCUCUCCUCCAUCCGCCCCGCUAGCGUCGACAUCCUCCUCUUCAACCCCCCCUACGUCCCCACAGAAGACCUCCCCCGGAUCCCCAGCGCCACGGAACAAGACCGUGCCACCGAAGAGGGACUCACCCGGUCUGAGAAGUUCGAUCGCGAAUCCUACUUCCUGUCGUUGACGUAUGCGGGGGGGAAAGAUGGGAUGGAGACGACGGAUCGUCUGAUUGAGCAGAUUCCGGAAGUGUUGGAGCCCACGCGCGGCGUGGCGUAUGUGUUGCUUUGUGCGCAGAAUCGGCCGGGGGAGGUUCGGGAGAGGAUUAGGGGGUGGGGAGGAGCGUGGAGGGCCGAGUUUGUUGGGAAUAGUGGGGUGCAGGCGGGGUGGGAGAAGUUGGUGAUUUUGAGGGUUUGGAGGGAGGGAAUUGAUUAA
Messenger RNA from Aspergillus melleus, 876 nucleotides. It is a transcript of the gene MTQ2, whose product is annotated as S-adenosylmethionine-dependent methyltransferase. Bases 1 to 876 code for a protein of 291 amino acids. Gene Ontology annotation, cellular component: eRF1 methyltransferase complex. Gene Ontology annotation, molecular function: nucleic acid binding; S-adenosylmethionine-dependent methyltransferase activity; protein methyltransferase activity. Lineage: Eukaryota; Fungi; Ascomycota; Eurotiomycetes; Eurotiales; Aspergillaceae. Gene Ontology annotation, biological process: methylation. The transcript has a single exon. The record is from RefSeq and is a predicted model, not a curated record.